This is a messenger RNA of Trypanosoma theileri, 459 nucleotides long. RefSeq lists its product as uncharacterized. The record is from RefSeq and is a predicted model, not a curated record. NCBI's taxonomy places the organism in Eukaryota, Euglenozoa, Kinetoplastea, Trypanosomatida, Trypanosomatidae. The transcript has a single exon. The coding region runs from base 1 to 459 and encodes 152 amino acids.
AUGUCUUCUCCUGUUAUAAUUGGCUGCUGUGCUUCCUUCACUCUCACUGCAGGAGUCGUCCUGCUCAUAUUUGCGGCUCUCAUGUUUCACAAUAGCUGGACCUUUGAGGUCAUUGCAGCAAAACAGGAAUGGGAUCUAGUAGAGAAAGCGGCCUGUUGUCGCAAUGCUGGUCUCUUCUACAUGAUUCUCUCUUUACUGCUAUGGUUGUGGAUUGUUCUUGGAACUAUAUUAGGCAAGAAAAACAGCAGUCGAUGUCGAUUCUGGCCUUUUUCACAUUCGCCUAAUCUUACUGUUCUGGAUAUGGGAGGGGAUGAGUGGAGUAGUAGAAGUAAUAGUGAAUCUCAUCCAUUUCCUCGUGAGGUGGCACCGCUGUUGACAAAAUCCCCUCCAUCCUCACUUCCUUUUCACACUUCUUCUUACCAGUCAAAACAGACACAACCGCGCGAAGGGUUAUGGUAG